AAGGAAACCGACUAAACUGCUAACAUUGAUUGGUAGCUAGCUCGGGGUUCUCUAAAAGACAAUUUCAAAUAGCUGCGUUUCAGGACUUUGCCAGUCCCACACAGCUGCUACCAUGGGGGUAGCGCUGACCAGAGCAGCGCAAUGGACCACAGCAAGUUCUGGGACUGGAAAACUGGAGAUCACUCCAGCCAACGAGUCUCUGCUGAAAGAGAUCCUGGAGUUUGUGGAACAGUUCAGCUCCAGACACCCUCAGGAGGCCAAGCAUGUGUUCAAGGUGCCGUUGCAGUGGACCACCUCUUUGCAGGCUUCUGAUUUCAAAACAGAGUAUGACAUAAGUGGCCCGGCUGUAAAGUCACAGGAAACAGACAGGGAUGGGCAUCCUAUGUUGCAGCUCACCCCUCCGACCAUUUCUGUGCACAGCUUCAGUCAGCUGUCCAAAAUAGUGCAGCUGGCAACGGAUAAGAAGCUCAAGGAGGUCCGAGCUUGCCUGGAAGCCAACAGAGACCCUGUUGCGAAGAUGCUGGGACCUAGCUUCGCCACAGUGGAGGGGGAGGACAGCUCUGUGCUGCGUCUCCUGGAGGAGGUAAAGGAGGGGGACCAGGCCAAGGAGACUGAGAUCAAAGUGAAGCUGAUCAUCCUACUGCAGCAGCUGGACACUCAGCUCCUCAGCAACUCCCUCAAGCAGAUCUCCCAGGAGGUUAGGCUCAGUCCUGCCGCAGUGAAGAAUGAUGUUGAGCUGCUGAAAAGCUUCUGCAGUGAAGGGGAGAAAAGGGUGUUGACGUCUGUUCAAUACACAUCAGAUUAUGAGUUCACCAAUGGCUGUCGAACUCCUCCUUGGAGGCAGGUGCAUGGUGAGAUCUGCUACCUAGUGAUAAAGCCGUGUGACACUCAGCCCCUGCACAUCACCUGCAGCACAGCUGGAGUCUUUCUCAACGGGGGCAUAAGGCAGGAGGGUGAGGAAAAUGCCUAUGACAGAACAAGCGAUGUCUACAGAGACCUGGUAACCCUUCUGAAAAGCAAGUCUCCCCAUUUUGCAGAGAACAUAAAUAAACAGGAUUUUGCCGUUCAAGAAGAACCUCCAACACAAAAGGUCCAACAUGUGGAAUUGGUUGAUGCAGAGGAACAAGGCCAACCCCAGAGGUCUUACGAGCAUCAGGAAAAGAAUGUGCAUGAGAAGGCGAGACAACAGCUUGUGCAAAACAAGCCAGGCGGCAAAAAGAAAUUAGAACCAUCUUUGAAAUGGAAGAACCUCGGUCUCGCGUCUCCCUAUGAUGAUGCAGAUGACAAGAAAUCGAAAAAGAAUGCAGUGAGUGAAAAGUUUUCCGAGGCACGGGAGAAGAUGCAGAAGAAAGCCGAUGUCUCUGUGUCCUCCUUACCUGGUCGGCAGUCGUCUAAUAAAACUAAGACCCCGGGAGGAGCUGGUGGCGCCGAUGACUUCAGUGAGAGUUCAUCGGAGAGUGAGGAGGAUGAGGAGCAGCCAGAGCGCCGCACGGAGAGUAACACAGACCUGCCCUCAGAGUACUGGCAGAUCCAGAAACUGGUCAAGUACCUCAAGGGAGGCAACCAGACGGCCACUGUGAUUGCUCUGUGCUCCAUGAGGGACUUUAAUUUAGCCCAGGAGACGUGCCAACUGGCCAUCCGGGAUGUAGGUGGCCUUGAAGUCCUCAUUAACUUGCUGGAUACAGAAGAAAUCAAAUGCAAAAUUGGCUCUCUGAAGAUUCUGAAGGAGAUCAGCCGUAACUCUCAGAUCCGCCGGGCCAUCGCUGACCUGGGGGGCCUGCAGACCAUGGUGAAGAUCUUGGACUCCCCAGACAAGGACCUAAAAUACCUUGCCGCAGAGACCAUCGCCAACGUGGCCAAGUUCAGACGGGCCAGAAGGACAGUCAGACAGCACGGAGGGAUCAAGAGACUGGUAGAGUUACUAGACUGCGUGCCUGACUCGGCGGCCCUGACAGAGGAGCAGGAGAAGGACGUGGAGGUGGCUCGCUGCGGGGCCCUGGCCCUCUGGAGCUGCAGUAAGAGCACCAGGAACAAAGAGGCCAUCCGCAAGGCCGGGGGCAUCCCUCUUCUGGCUCGCUUGCUCAAGUCUCCCCACGAGAACAUGCUGAUCCCUGUCGUGGGAACCCUGCAGGAGUGUGCCUCCGAGAGAAGUUACAGGAUUGCCAUCCAGACGGAGGGUAUGAUCGAGGACUUGGUGAAAAACCUCAACUGUGACAACCACGAGCUACAGAUGCACUGUGCCAGUGCCAUCUUCAAGUGUGCAGAAGACAAGCGUACCCGUGACCUGGUGCGUCAGUGCGAGGGCCUGCAGCCCCUGGUGACUCUGCUGAGCCAGGCAGACAACAAGCAGCUCCUGGCUGCCACCACUGGGGCCAUCUGGAAGUGCUCCAUCAGCAUGGAGAACGUGGCUAAGUUCCAGGAUUACAAGGCCUUGGAGACCCUGGUGGGUCUGCUGACAGACCAACCUGAGGAGGUGCUGGUGAACGUGGUCGGUGCGCUGGGCGAGGGGGCCCAGAAACCUGCUAACAGGGCCACCAUCAGGAAGUGUGGAGGCAUCCAGCCCCUGGUCAACCUGCUGACGGGAACCAACCAGGCCCUGCUGGUCAACGUCACCAAGGCUGUGGGAGCCUGCGCCACCGAGCUUGAGAAUAUGACGAUCAUUGACCGUCUGGAUGGAGUGCGUCUGCUCUGGUCCUUGUUGAAAAACCCAAACCCAGAUGUCCAGGCCAGUGCUGCAUGGGCCAUUUGUCCAUGCAUUGAAAAUGCAAAGGAUUCAGGGGAAAUGGUGCGCUCAUUUGUCGGUGGAUUGGAACUGAUUGUUAAUUUGCUGAAAUCAACAAACAAAGAGGUACUGGCGAGCGUGUGUGCCGCCAUAGCCAAAAUAGCCAAAGACGAAGAGAAUCUGGCAGUCAUCACUGACCACGGGGUUGUACCGAUGCUGGCCAAGCUGACAAACACAACUGAUGAUAAGCUGCGUCGUCACCUGGCUGAGGCCAUUGCCCGUUGCUGCAUGUGGGGCAGUAACAGGGUGUUGUUUGGGGAGGCGGGGGCCGUGGCCCCCCUCGUCCGUUACCUGAAAUCCAAGGACACCUCAGUCCACCAGGCCACAGCUCAGGCCCUUUUCCAGCUCUCCAAGGACCCCAACAACUGCAUCACCAUGCACGACAACGGAGUGGUCAAGCUCCUGUUGGGUAUGAUGGGCUCCACUGACGAGGUCCUUCAGGAAGCUGCCGCUGGCUGUGUGGCUAACAUCCGCCGCCUGGCCCUGGCCAAUGAAAAGGCACGGUACGGUUAAACAACCACCAUGAACCCUCCCCCCCAGAUGCUACUAUGACCUCAUCAUCACUUUCUGGGUUACAAUUGGAUGUCAUGGUUCCAGAUCUACUCCAGUAGCCUUCCAUCCACAGAGACUCAUCUCACUAUCCAUCUAUCCUUCCCACCCAUCCCACAGAAUAUAAGAGUGAUUCCUUCUGCCUCCAUCUGUAAUAGCAGGAAGCGUUUAUUCUAUCCUACCCAUGAAUUUGGAUGAUUAUUUCAUUUGGAUUUCAUACAAACAUACUGUAUAGGAAAACUAUGUCUCCUCUCAAUUUGAUAAUAGCAAUAAAUGCUUUCUUUCUCCUGUUUUGUGCCCAUGCCAGAUACCCCACCACUGUUCCUGAGAGUGAAGCAGUUUAGAGCAUGUACUGUGCAGUCACAUUCCUUACGCAAUCCACACGAGACACUGAUAUCUAAACAAGACCACAUCUGGCUGUGUUACUCACUUCAACACAAGCACCUUAAAACUGUAAAUAUGUCUGCGAAACACAGACACAACCUCCAAUGAGCCCUUGAGAGAUAUUGGAAACAAUGCAUUGUUGUGUCAGUAUAUUAUAUGAGCUGAGCUUAUUUGCUCAACAGUGGGUCUGUCUGUAUGCAACUCAAGAUACUCAGAAAUUCAAUCAACAUUGACAUAAACGGGCAAAAUACAGAGAUAACAUUGCAUAAUGCAGUAGAAGGUCCCUCCUGCACUAAAAAUACGAAUCUAAACGUGUAAUUGGUACACACAGUUUCCUAUUAAUCACAAUUACUUAAUGUAUUUUCCUGUUGCAUUAUGGGUAGGCAUAGUCAUAAGUAAUUGGGAAAAUGUAUGUAUAUACAGUACCAGUCAAAAGUUUGGACAUACCUACUCAUUCAAAGGUUUUUCUUUAUUUUUACUAUUUUCUACAUUGUUGAAUAAUUGUGAAGACGUCAAAACUAUGAAAUAACACAUAUGGAAUCAUGUAGUAACCAAAAAAGUGUUAAACAAAUCAAAAUAUAUUUUAUGUAGCCACUAGCCACCCUUUGCCUCGAUGACAGCUUUGCACACUCUUGGCAUUCUCUCAACCAGCUUCAUGAGGUAGUCACCUGGAAUGCUUUUCCAACAGUCUUGAAGAAGUUCCUACAUUUUGCUGAGCACUUGUUUGCUUUUCCUUCAUUCUGCGGUCCAACUCAUCCCAAACCAUCUCAAGUUGUUCUAGACCUCAGCUGAAUCUGGUAAUGAAUGGUGUGGCUGUUGAACAAGUUUAGGUGACUAAAUUACUUGCUAUUACUUUAGAUUGUAAACUGUCAUGGUCAAAACAUAUAGAUUCAAUGGUUGUAAAGAUGAGGAGAGGUCUGUCCGUAAUAAAGAGAUGCUCUGCGUUUUCGACACCACACUCCAAAAAGCAAGUCCUGCAGGCUCUAGUUUUGUCUAAUCUUGAUUAUUGUCUGGUCGUGUGGUCCAGUGCUGCAGAGAAAGACCUAGUUAAGCUGCAGCUGGCCCAGAACAGAGCAGUACGUUUAGCUCUUAAUUGUAAUCAGAGGGCUGAUAUAAAUACUAUGCAUGCCAGUCUCUCUGGGCUAAGAGUUGAGGAGAGACUGACUGCAUCACGUCUUCUCUUUAUAAGAAACAUUCAUGUGUUGAAAAUCCCAAAUUGUUUGCAUAGUCAACUUACACACAGCUCUGACACACACACUUAUCCCACCAGACAUGUCUUUUCACAGUCCCCAAAUCCAGAACAAAUUCAAGAAAGCGUACAGUAUUAUAUAGAGCCCUUAUUGCAUGGAACUUCCUUCCAUCUCAUAUUGCUCAAAUAAACAGCAAACCUGGUUUCAAAAAACAGAUAAAGCAACACCUCUCCCCUAUUGGACCUAGAUAGUUUAUAUGUAGGGCUGUUCUUGUCUUGAUGUUCUGUAUUAUGUGUCAUGUUUUGUGUGGACCCCAGGAAGAGUAUCUGCUGCUUUUGCAACAGCUAAUGGGGAUCCUAAUAAAAUACCAAAAUUGGGUUGAGGUCAGGUGAUCUCCUUCUUCGUCAAAUUGCACUUACACAGCCUGGAAGUGUGUUUUGGGUCAUUGUCCUGUUGAAAAACAAAUGAGAGUCCCACUAAGCCCAAACCAGAUGGGAUGGCGUAUCACUGCAGAAUGCUGUGGUAGCCAUGGUGGUUAAGUGUGCCUUGAAUUCUAAAUAAAUCACAGACAGUGUCACCAGCAAAGCACCUCCAUGCUUCAUGGUGGUAACCACACAUAUGGAUGGAGAUCAUCCUUUCACCUACUCUGCGUCCAAAAAUCUUCAAUUUGGACUCCAGACCAAAGGACAAAUUUCCACCGGUCUAAUCCUCUGCAGCAGAGGCAACUCUAGGACUUCCAUUCCUGUAGCGGUCCUCAUGAGAGCCAGUUUCAUCAUAGCGCUUGAUGGUUUUUGCAACUGCACUUGAAGAAACUUUGAAAGUUCUUGACAUUUUCUGUAUUGACUGACCUUCAUGUCUUAAAGUAAUGAUGGCCUGUCAUUUCUCUUUGCUUAUUUGAGCUGUCCUUGCCAUAUAAUGGACUUGUUCUUUUACCAAAUAGGGCUAUCUUCUGUAUACCCCCCUUACCUUGUCACAACACAACUGAUUGGCUUAAACUUUUAACAAGACACGCCUGUUAAUUGAAAUGCAUUCCAGGUUACUACCUCAUGAAGCUGGUUGAGAGAAUGCCAAGAGUGUGCAAAGCUGUCAUCAAGGCAAAGGGUGGAUAUUUGAAGAAUCUCAUAUAUAAAAUAGAUUUUGAUUUGUUUAACAAUUGUUUGGUUACUACAUGAUUCCAUAUGUGGUAUUUCAUAGUUUUGAUGUCUUCACUAUUAUUCUACAAUGUAUAAAAUAGUUCAAAUAAAGAAAAACCCUUGAAUGAGUAGGUGUUCUAACUUUUGACCGGUAGUGUAUAUACACAUCUCAGAACCAAAACCCUAGUGUGGCGUCUGCUCGACAAUACCCUUUAAAUGACUCAUAAACAACUGGAUUGUUUUCUUCCAUUAAAGACAAUAACUGCUCUGCUGCUUUUUCAUACAAAUAAUGACAUGAACUUAAAAAAGAGAGAAUAGAUUGCUUUUUAUUGAAGAGAAUACAAAACAUAACAAAAGAGAGGGGAUUGGAUGAGAAUGGAUUUCUGCUUAAGCUCAGACAUCCCUACCACUGUAGUCGGAAACUUGAUGAGUGAGUGUGACCUCCUUUACCUCCUCCGUCUUGUGUCCUUAGAAAAAACAAACAUUUCAGUUUUCAUUGUUUCACCCUGCAACCUGGACUCAGAGGUAGACGUAGUAUAGUAAACAAAAAUCUGGGACACUCAAAUUUGUAUGAUAUGUACAGUCAAAUUUCCUGCCAGUUCUUCUCUACGGUGACACCAUUUAUGGGAAUGCAUCAGCCACUACUCUUAAACCUUUGGAUUCCUUGGUGCCACUAGGGCAGUUUAAAACCCUGAUGAUAAAUGAGUCCACUGAGGUGUGCAAUUGUUUUGAUUGAUUGACUUUAAAAAUGUGUUUAUGAUGCCUGUAAUGUACUUGUUAUUUUAUCUUGUAGUUGUACCUUUUAUUUCAUGUCCCCAGGGCACCAUUGAAAAUGAGACCCUGUUCUCAAUUGGGCUCCCCUGAGUCUAAGCCAUUACUGCUAUUAGCCCAUAAAAACACAUUAAAUAACAGAUUCAUACUGUACAUGGAAAAACAGUCAGAAAAUAAAUAAAAUGACCUCUUUAAAAAAUA
Molecule: messenger RNA, 7010 nt
Organism: Oncorhynchus nerka (sockeye salmon)
Lineage: Eukaryota; Metazoa; Chordata; Actinopteri; Salmoniformes; Salmonidae
Gene: odad2
Product: outer dynein arm docking complex subunit 2
Exons: 20
Coding region: 113-3295 (1060 amino acids)
Molecular function (GO): protein binding
Source: RefSeq, a predicted model, not a curated record